UUCAAUAGAUAAAGUGUUAGAAAUGAUCUCUCCUUCCCUGUUGGAAUGUAGGGCAACCUCAUACAGGGGGUCGCGUCCCCAAGUUUGGGGGAACGCAGUUGGUUUGUUGAUAGUUUGCGAUGCAAGCAUUGGGAUGCUUUCGCGCUUAGCUGUAUUCUUGGCAGGAAUUCGCGCGGAACGUUAAACGAAAGAGACAACGCCGAGCGGAACGAUCCCGCAUUCGGGGUGUAGGUAUAGAAACGAAAACAAGUCGCGUCGUUGUACGGGACGCGCCGAUAAUUCGGAGUCGUCGGUAUUUUCACGGCGCGCCCCUGUCGUUACGUGACCUGCCCUACGAACCUGUUUGUAACGGCAGCUAUUCUACGCGGAGCGCUGUCAAAAAGGCCCCGUAGGGCCCUCUCCGUCUACCAUAGACUCUUCUGUUGGGCCCUUCCCCUCCGUCUCCCUCCCUUACGCCGCGCGGUUUCACCCCGAGCCCGCCGGUGUGUCGAUUUCUCUCUCUGACGAACGGAGAAAGUGAAGGAUGAACGAGCUGCAAUGGCGGGGCACGCCGCGCGGAGGAGUAGGUUCUGGAACCUCGAGGCCCGAGGUAGAAGGCAGCUUGGGUGGGCGGCAGUUGUCCAGGCUGGCGCAGUCUGUGUCGAGGCGACGUGCUCUACACGACGGAGCGGCAAAUCGCGUCUUCUCCAACUCGCAAGCCGCACGCUCGCUCUCCUUCUUCUUCCCUUCCCUCUUUCCCGCUAUACUCUCCCUUCCCUUCUUUCUAUCCCUUCACGCCGUCUCUCGUUGCCAUUCCUCCUCUCCCCCGAGGUCCCCUUACCCCCUUGACGGCGUCGUUCCUUAUCCACGGCGCGUUGCUCCUCUUUCCUCGGCCCAUUCAUCCUUCUCGGUCCACCUUUCCGUCUUUUUCCGUUCGAGCGUUUCUCCGACGCGCACGUUCCUCUCUCGCUCGAGAGUCUCUCGGCCGUCCUCGUCGCGCAGCGGCCUACAGCUACCUGGCCGUGUUACGGCGGGGUUCCGGAUACGCGCGUCGACUUCGUCAACGUUGUGUCGUGCGGUACGCUCUCCGCCACGGAAUUCCAGUGCCACGUCUCGAGUUCGAGCUGACGGUGGGUCGCGGUGACGGUUCGGUUCGGCUAGGUUCGAUUCGAUUCGGUUCCGUGGUACGUCGUGUGUCAAGUCGUGUUGCUCGGGAUUCACGCCGAUCGGUGUCGUCAGUGUUUACUCCCACUCUUAUCGUCGUCGUUCCUGUCAGCCAGUCACGCGCAUCGCGACCACCGUGUCCAGUGUCAACGUAUCCGUUCCAAAAAGAAACGAGAGUCAAAGAGGAGCACGCGAAGGGAGCAACGACUGGGGAGGAAAAAGCGAGUUUAACCGAGGGACGAAAAUUGGGUCUUUCGUCGACUCGAAAGUGCCAUAGUUAUACACACACAUAUAUAUAUACACGCGAAAAUUAUACGUAUAUAUCGAAUCUUUCCGUUAAGAUAGCAACCCUAAGUGAUUUUCAACUCGAUAAGUGAUAAAUCCGCGAAAGGACUGUGUGCGUUAUACGUGCAUGGUAGCGAAUCCUACGAUCGGAAACGAGGACAGAGAACCAAGGAAUCGUGGACAGUGGGAUACAGAAGAGGAAGACGCAGAGUGGAGAGUGGGCCUGAUGAACGACGAGAACGUCGUCUCGUUGCUAGCUGUUGGUCUCGAGAGAAGCUAAAGGAGACGAACGAGCGAGUUUAACUGGCUAACGAGAUGUCCACUCAGGCCUAUUACAAGGAGAGGCUCGGUUUCGACCCGGCCGAUACAGUGGCGGAACACCAUCGCGAGCAGAGAUGGCAACACGGAUACGAGGAGUCGCUUUCCAAGUUCAAAGGUCAGAACGAAAAUGGAUUUUCGUGGUGGAUGACGGAGCAUCGGGAGAAUUGUCGGUCCGACGGGGCCGCGGAACAUCGUUCCGGCAGCUCGCAGGCUUACUGGGGUUGCUGGGCGAUGUUCAUCGAGGCGCACGACGAACGAGACGCGAUCCAAAAGAAAACAUUUACCAAAUGGGUGAACAAGCAUCUGAAGAAGCAUUGGAAGUACGUGAAGACUUACACGUGCCUGCACGUGUGCGUCCUUGUGAACAACCAGCCAUGCUGUUCCCCCACCGCCAGCAGACAUGUCGGAGAUUUGUUCGAAGACCUGCGGGACGGGCACAACCUCAUUUCCUUGCUGGAGGUUCUCUCAGGCGAGCAUCUCCCGCGGGAGAGGGGUCGAAUGCGUUUCCACAUGCUGCAGAACGUGCAAAUGGCCCUUGAUUUUCUGCGAUACAAGAAAAUCAAGCUCGUCAAUAUCCGUGCGGAGGACAUCGUCGAUGGAAACCCGAAGCUCACCCUCGGCUUAAUAUGGACCAUCAUACUACACUUCCAGAGCUGGCGACGCAAGAUAUCCGAUAUAGUGGUGGGCCAGGAACCAAACGUGACCGCCCGCGAGGCCCUGCUGAGAUGGGCGAGACGAUCGACGGCGCGUUACCCAGGUGUACGCGUGACGGAUUUCACCGGGUCCUGGAGGGACGGUCUGGCGUUCAGCGCCCUAAUUCAUCGCAACAGGCCAGACCUGGUCGAUUGGAGAGGUGCCCGUACCUGUCAGCCAAGAGAGCGGCUCGACCGGGUCUUCCACGUCGCGGAGCGCGAGUAUGGCGUUACGAGGCUUCUCGAUCCCGAAGACGUGGACACCCCCGAACCGGACGAGAAGUCCUUGAUAACGUAUAUCUCUUCGCUCUACGACGUGUUCCCGGAGCCGCCCGCGAUCCAUCCUUUGUACGACGCCGAGGCUCAGAGAAGAUCCGCUGAGUACAGGGAGCUGGCCAGCUCUCUCCAUCUGUGGAUCCGCGAGAAGAUGAGCCUGAUGCAGGAACGCGCCUUCCCGCCCACUUUGAUCGAGAUGAAGAAACUGGCGGCGGACAGCGCGAAAUUCAAGAACGACGAGGUGCCGCCCAGGUACAGAGAUAAGCAACGGCUCUCUUACAUAUUCAGGGAUCUUCAGAAGUACUUCGAGGCGGUAGGCGAGGUGGACAUGGAGCCCGAAUUGCACAUCGACAUUAUCGAGAAGAAUUGGCACCGACUGAUGACGCUGCACCAGGAGAGGGAGCAGGCGAUCAUCGACGAAAUUAAACGACUCGAACGACUGCAACGACUGGCCGAGAAAGUUCACAGAGAGAUGAAAACGACCGACAACCGACUGGAGGAGCUUGAGAGACGCGUGGAGGAUGAAGCAAGACGGCUCGAUCGGCUCCAUCCUCUCGAAGCGAAGCACGCGGUGGACCUUCUCGAACAGGACAUACGAAACACCGAGACUCAGAUUCAGAACAUUUUUACGGACGUACACACUCUCACCGAGGGAAGAUACAGUCAAGCGGCCGAGCUCCAUAAAAGAGUUCAGAAGCUGCAUCAACGAUGGGUCGCGUUGCGAUCUCUUCUCCACAAACGUUUGGUACAGCCGCUGUCGGCCGUGUCCUUCCCGGUGGAGGAGCGCGUCGUUACGAAACACCGCACCACCGUUCACGAGACCCGUCUGGUAGACACGAAUCCGCAUUUCCGUGCUCUGCACGACUGCAUCGACUGGUGUAAAGCGAAAAUCAAGCAACUUCAAGAAGCGGACUACGGCUCGGACUUGCCCAGCGUGCAAAACGAGCUGGACGUUCACCAGAGGGAGCACAAGAACAUCGAGCAAUUCCAUCCAAAAGUGGAUAGAUGCCUGCAAUCCAAGAGCCACUUCCACGGGGAGGAGUUGACGUUGUACAGUCAACACCUCGCCGUUCUUCAAAAACUGUACGCUGAGCUGUUAUCCGCUUCUAACAAGAGACUAUCCGAUCUGGACACGUUACACGACUUCAUACAAUCGGCGACGGGCGAGCUGGUCUGGUUGAGCUCCAAAGAGGAAACGGAGGUGACGCGCGACUGGAGCGACAAGAACUUGAACGUGCAAAGCAUCGAACAGUAUUACGAGCGUACCUAUGGAUCCGGUAUAGAGUCUCUCAUGAGCGACCUGGAGAAGAGAGAGAUUCAAUUCUCCGCGGUGCAAGAUCGAGGUGAGGCGCUGGUUCUCCAACAUCAUCCAGCAGCGAAGACGAUCGAGGCCUACAUGUCCGCCAUGCAAAGUCAGUGGGCCUGGCUGCUUCAAUUGACCCUCUGCUUAGAGGUUCACUUGAAGCACGCUGCUCAGAGCCAACAGUUCUUCCGCGAGAUCCAACAGGCGGAGCAGUGGAUCACCAAAAGGGACGAGACGCUCAACACCAUCUACUCUCAGUCCGACUUCUCCUUGGACGAGGGUGAACGUCUUUUGAAAGGCAUGCAAGAGCUCCGCGAGGAAUUGAACAGCUACGGCGAUCACGUUCAGAAGCUGGUCGACCAGGCGAAAGACGUCGUUCCCAUGAAGCAACGUCGACAGCCUGUGACGCGACCUAUUCAGGUCACUUGCGUCUGUAGCUACAAGCAAGUGAACAUGUCGAUCGAGAAGGGAGAACAAUGCACGUUGUACGAUAACUCUGGUAGGAUAAAGUGGCGAGUCAAGAACCAAGAAGGCGUCGAAUCACCCGUGCCAGGUGUCUGUUUCGCUCUUCAGCCUCCCGAUAAAGAUGCUCUCGACGCGGCUGAGCGAUUGCGACGACAAUACGACCGAAGCGUUGCGCUCUGGCAGCGAAAGCAGCUGCGACUGAGACAAAACAUGAUAUUCGCGACCAUCAAGGUGGUGAAGGGUUGGGACCUGCCGCAGUUUCUGGCCAUGGGUCAGGAUCAGCGCACAGCUAUCAGAAAAGCGUUGAACGAGGACGCGGAGAAAUUAUUGUCAGAGGGAGACCCGGCAGAUCCGCAAUUGAGACGAUUGAAACGAGAAAUGGCCGAGGUGAACAAACUUUUUGACGAGUUGGAGAAGCGAGCUAGAGCGGAGGAGGAGUCGAAGAACGCGGGUCGCAUUUUCAACGAGCAGGUGUCAGCCCUUCAGCAGGCGCUCGAUGAAGCGGAGAGGAUUUUGAACGCUCGCAUAGCAGCUGCGCUGCCUAGAGACCUCGACAGCCUUGAACACUUGGUUCUGCAGCACAAGGACUACGAGCAGAGUCUUCGUCGCUUGGCGCCGGAUCUCGAUCGAGUUCAGCAAACCUUCCGUGUUAUCACCUUGAAGACCCCAGCAAUGAGGAACAAGCUCGACGCCGUUACCAACAAAUGGAAUCAUAUCUGGAACGCUAGCAACCUUUACAUCGAGCGACUCAAGUGCGUCGAGAUUGUGCUAUCUAGUCUGGAGGAGAACACGACCGUGAUUUCCGAAUUCGAAAUAAAACUGGCCUCGUUCGACGAACUGCCAGCCGACUUGGACGGUCUGCAGAACGUGUUGGAGGAUCUGAGGGUCCUCCAGAACGCUAUCACUCAACAGCAGAGUGCCAUGGACCAACUGAACGAGGACGCGCACAAUGCGAGAAGACUCGUGGAGAAGUCGAGACCGAGUCAUCGCGGUCCACACACGGACAUGGACAGGUUGGACGCUGAAGUGAAUCGAUUGAACGCUAGAUGGACGAACGUGUGUGGUCAACUGGUGGACAGAGUUCGCAGCGCUGAAGCAGCCUACACCUUGGCUCAGCAGAUGGAGCACGCUUAUCGAAACGAAGUCGACUUCGUCGACGAAUCUUAUGCCAAACUAGAGGUGGAGAACGCGAAGAAUCUAUUGAACAGAGUGGUGGAACGAGCCCCAGCGAUCGAGGCGGUAAAUGUGACCGGUGGUCGAUUGAUUCGCGAAGGAAAGAUCUAUGGACAAAGACUUCGAGCGUUCAAGGAACAAUUGGAAGAUAUUUGCCCGUCCAUGGACGCCACGGUGAAGAAACCGCGUAGAGAGAGAGUCUUGACGGUCGACCACGUGGCGAGGGACUUGGACACCCUCAAUAAGAAGUACACUACGCUCGUGAAUAUUCUUCAGGAGCGCGUUAGGCAGAUGGCGACGCUUCAUCCCGAGGAUGCGUCUCUGCAGCGCGCCCUUCAAGAGCAAAGGCCGCUCAGAACGUUCCGCACAGAGUUCAACAUCUACGAGAGCAGCACCUGCGAAGAACGUUACACGUCGACGACGACGCACUACACACAGUCCCAGUACAGUUUGGAGCGACACGAGAGGACAGAGCGUACCGAGAGGACCGAGACGGUCUCUAGCGACACGACGCGUCGCUCGAGUUCCCAAGAGCGUUCUCGCCUCGGCCAGGAUGUCGCUACCGUUCCGACUUCGCAGUCGGAGAUCGAGAUCGAGCGGGAAAAGAUCACGCAAAGACGCGAGAACGACGAGAAGAGGGAACGUAGCGACGAGAGGGACGAGGCAUCCUGGUCGAAGACCAGCAGCGCCAGCGGCGUACAUUUUAGCGAGAUUAGGAGUCUUAAGAGGAUAGAGCGGGCGGACGAGGGUAUAGGUACAGAGAACGUAAUAGAAGCUAGGGGUAUCGUAGAUCCGAGGACGGGGAACGUGUUGACGGUGGGCGAGGCGAUUAGUCUUAGGAUCCUGGACGUUAGGAGGGGUAGGAUAGCGUGCUCGAAGGAUGGCAGAAAGACCGUUACGAUAGAGGAGGCGGCCCGCGAGAAGAUGAUCGAUCCGCGUCUCGCGGAUCGUCUGCUAGGCCCAUGCGGCUUCGACGAGGAGGGACGACCGGUGUCUCUGCUCGAGGCUAUCCAGCGGGAGCUGUACGACGCGGAGAAAAGCGACGGGUCAGGGGACAGAGCGAAGGUAACUUACAGACAGGACGCGCCCGUCGAUUCGAACGACGUGACGGUUAGGGUAGCCGAUGCGAUAAAGGACGACGCGGCCGAAGGGCGAGGUUCCGCGUUGGAUCCGCGCACGGGCGAACUCGUUACGGAGGACGGCGAGAGGCUGUCGGUGGAGGAGGCGCACGCGAGGGGUUACCUGACCAAACUCGACGUGACCGUCACGGUGAAGAGGAGCGCGUUGCCUCUCUCCGACGCGAUAUCCCAGGGCUUGGUGGACGAGACGCUCGGUCGCGUCUUCGACAGAGUUACGGGUGAGAGCUACGCUCUCGAUGAGGCCGUAAAGAAAGGGAUACUGGAUCCCACCGCGAGAGAGAUCGUGGACGCGAAAAACGACACCAAGGUGACGCUUCUGGAAGCUAUAAGGUUUGGUAUUAUCAACCCCAAGACUGGAAAGUACAUGCACGGCGUGACGAUGGAGAAAUUGUCUUUGAAGGAGGCGCGUCGAAUGCGUUUGAUAGUCAAACCGAUGACGUUGAAAGAUUGCCAGGACUCGGGGAUCAUCGACGAGAGCGGAAGGAUUACUAGUCCGGCGCAUCGAACGAAAUUGACCGUGACGGAGGCGAUCGAGAGAGGCGUUCUCGAUACGGAUCGUUUGAACUCGAUUGUCGACCCGAGAACGGGCGAGAGAGUCACGCUGGCAGAGGCGUUGAACCGUGGUUUGAUCGAUCCACAGAAGGCCACCUACCGCAACUCCACGGAGGAGUGCGCUAUUUCUGAGGCUGUGGAGAAGGGAUUGAUCUCUUCCCUCGCCCAGAAGACGAUAUUCGACGUGGACGGUUUCAAAGAUCCCUUGACUGGGGAGUUCGUGACCCUGAACGCUGCGUUGCUCAAAGGUUUGAUCAGUUCCAAGUCUGGUGGUAGCUACAUAGUCGAUCCCAAUACAGGAGAGACGGUUUCGCUGGCUGAAGCCGAGAAGCUAGGCUACGUUCGACCAGAAGUCUCAGAGAUGCUGAACAGAGGAAUCGGAAUAAUCGAAGAGGGCAGAGAGAUCACGUUCCUCGAAGCCGUUUUCUCGGGACUUCUCGAUCCCAGGACUGGUCUCCUGUUGGAUCCCCGGACCAAGAAGCCAGUGCCUUUAGAAAAUGCGAUAAAACGAGGACUCAUUACCCCCGAUGGUGCUGCUCUGCUCACAGGUUUGUUGAACGUUACUGUUACCACGCAGACUGUAACAAAGGUCAGGGAAAUUCAUCAUGAGGAGCCUGAAAGAGUCGCUAGGAAACUAAUAGACGAAAGAGAACGAACGCCUUCCGUUGACAGAGCGAUGGACGUCGACGAGUCCUUCGACUCAACGCUGAACGACAACGUGCCGCGAGCCAUCGGCAUGACCACGACCAUCAUUACCAAAGAUCGUGUAGUCUCUUCUUCGAAUACGAAUACGAGCACUAUAAUCAAAAAUAAGAACGAAACUAUAUCUCAAACCCCGACGAAGGUGUCCCCAGAGGACGAUAGGUACGCAGCACAACUGUCGUGGUCCGAUCGACUUAAGGACCCAGAUCAAGAUCAAGACACGAGUGUCAUCAUCGACUCUACAAUUGACAGACUUUCCAGGGAGAGUACGCCAAUCGAAAGACGCGUGUUCGAGCUCCCUACCGACGGAUGGUCCCUUUCAGAGGCGAUCGAACGAAUGUUGUUCGAUCCAACCACAGGUUUGUUCAUAAUCCCAGGAACCGAUAGACUGGUCUCCUUCGAGGAGUGCGUCAAGCUUCGAAUAAUAGAUCCCAAUUCGGGUCUCGUGAUAGACCCCAGUAACGGUAGGAAAGUUUCCCUGCUACGAAGCCUGGAGAAGAACAUCUUAGAUUCUACUGGCCACUACGCCGAACCAGAAAAGAUAUCGAUGAAAGAAGCGAUCAGCAAAGAACUGGUAAUCCUAACAGGUAGGCAUCCUGAGGCAGAUAACUCUCAACAGAGGCUACUUCGAAUUACCAAGGUAUCUGGAGAGCCUGACAAGCUCGAACUAUCGCGAUCAGAUGAUCCCUCGAAGCAGUUGGAGAUCAAAGUAUCAGAAGCAAAUCUAUCGAUACCCGAUCCAGUGCGAGUCUCGCGAGGUCUCAUUUACGAUCCAAGCACGGCUCUGGUCAUAUCAACCGAAACUGGAAAGUCUAGCGAGUUGCUAGCUGCUCUUUCCGAGGGCACUCUGCCUCACGAUGUGGUGAUCGUCAAAGACCCUGUCUCAGGAAAGGAUAUCAGCAUAGUGGAAGCCAUUCAACGUGGCGUAGUCAAUGUGGAGACGGCGGAAUACAAAGUCGACGAGCAGAGAAAGAUAUCGUUGCUAGACGCAGCCAAAUUCGGUAUAGUAAACGUAGUGGGCUCCCCUCUUGUGCCAGUCGCAUCCUUCACUCCUACUACCGACACUUCCGCCAUUUUAACCCAGAAGACAGAAGCUGAAAGAUCCCCUGAAGAAGAAACCGCUGGCAAACCUACCACUUCCGCAUCUAUGUCCGAAAUGGACUCUGCUAUUGGAUCCACGUCUGUAAUAGACUCCGUGACGGAUUUCUCGCCAAGUGGAGCCACGAGCGAGGAACACUCCGUCUCGAGAACCGACGGAGAAGCCGAAUCAGAGACCGACGCGAAGUUUAAAGCCAGAGUAAGCUUCGAACCCAAAUAUAGAGUGACUAUAGGCAAGGCAACCGUGUCGCAGGAUUUCGACGGCGAAGCUAAACCGAUCGUUCUUCAGAAGAUGAGGAAGAGAGUAGUAAAAGUGAAGGAAGCCGUCGAGAGCGGUCUGAUCGACCCAGAGACCGCGGAGGUUCUUGCAAGGCAGCUGGCAGUGGACGACGGUAAGCUUGUCACGCUUUCGGAGGCUAUCCGUAGCAAACGAAUAGACGCUGCAUCAGGGAAGAUCGUAGAUCCUCAGAGAGGAGAUGUCCUGAACAUUGGCGAAGCAGUCGAGCGUGGAAUCUUGGAUCCCGAGAGUGCUGACGUUUUGGUACCCCUGGCCAAGAGCUUGUCGAUUCCUGGUUUGUACAAGCAGGGUCUGCUAGACCCUGAAGAGGGCAAAGUCGUUCACCCAGAGACUGGCGUGCACCUUACUCUCAGGGAGGCGAUCCUCUGCGAGAUUGUCGAUCCUCUGUCGAAACUAACAUGCUCCAAUGGUCGCACGGAGACUCUUCGUAAUGCCAUCGAUAGCGAUCUCGUAGAUCCUGAGAGGUCCUUGAUAAAAACCAGCGAAGGUGGCAUCGUUGACCUGGUGAAAGCUGUCGAGAGUAAUGUGUUCGCGGAUUCGGACAAGGGCCAAGAACAGAUACCUCCGGCUGGUAUGACCUUCCCAGUGGCGCUGGAACGCGGUUUGAUCGAUGCUACGGGCAAGGAAAUAAGACAUCCGAUCACAGAAGAGCUCUUGCCCCUCGAGGACGCCAUACAGGGAAACUUUAUAAUGUCUUUGCCAUGCCCUGUCGCCUCCGACAGCAUGGAGGUGACCAAAGCCCUCGAGGCUGGUUUAAUCGAUCGUGAGAAGGGUGUCUUCGUUCAUCCGACCACUGGCACUCCGGUACCAAUAUUCGAAGCAAUCGAAUCUGGCCUACUAGUCGUCAAACCACCAGUCACCAACGCGUCUGUAACAGUAACCUCGUGUGGCAUCACCGAAACCAUCACGUCUUACCACACAGUCACCACCAAGACCAUCGAUAUUCUGCAAGGUUACGCUUUGGUGAACGCUAGCGAAAUCCGAAACAUCGAGACAGGUGACACCAUGAGCAUCGACGAGGCUCGUCGCAGAGGAAUCGUCAAGGACGAGUCUGAACGUAGGGAAGAAUUCACCACCAAAGACAUCAAGAUGACUUUCGACGACGCGCUUCAGAAGGGUCUGCUCGAUAUCGCCGCUGGCACCUACACCAAUCCUUCGACAGGAAUCGCGAUGCCUAUUCGAGAAGCUAUAGAGCACGGCUUCUUGGAUGGAUCUACCAAUCAACCUGACGCAGUUACCAGCGCAGAGACCCAUAAAAUCGACCAGAUUUACGACGAAGAAACCGAGAGAUUCGUCGACCCAGAUACUAAAAAAUCGUACACUCUCACGGAAGCCAUGCAGGUUGGCCUGGUCGACCCUAAUACUCCUCUUUACGACACCAAGACUACCAAGACGGUCACGACUAAAGAAGCAAUCGAAAAAGGAAUCAUCGACCCUGUCACGGGGAAGGCCAAGGGCUCCGAAGGUCGUGGGUCCGUUUCUUUGAAGCAGGCGGCCAAGUUGGGCUUGCUGGCGGUGGCAGCACCUGUUCUGGCACCUGUUCUGGCUGGAAAGGCGGUGUACGACGCUGUUCGCGAUGCUACCAACAAGGACAAAGGUAAAGAAGCCGAUAAGAAGAUAAAGGAGCAAAAGGUUCCUCAGAAGAACGAACAGAAGGUUUCGUCAGGUGUGUUACAAGAACGGACGACGUCAGUAGUAGAUGGUAGUCUGGAAAGAAAGUCGGUGGCAAUAGAAAAGCCUAAUGAAGAAUUCAGUAAAGGUAAAACAGAAGCAGUGAAAGAGUCUCCUCAAGUACAAGAGCAAAAGGAAAAGCCAGGAAAAGUAGAGCCAUCCAAACAACAACCUCAAGCGGAAGAAACUUUGGUACCCACCGAACAGAAACUUGAAAAAGAAAACCUGCAAGUAAAAGAGAAAGAAGAACUACAGCCACAGGUCGCGAAAACAACGGAAUUAUCGCUUAAACAAGAAACACCGAAAGAACAUUCGAAAACGGAACCGAAACCAGAAGAACCACCGGUAGAGAAGGUAGAGAGUCCAUCUAAACAACAGAUGGCCAUCGAAGCAGAAGCACUGGAAGAGUUCGAGCAGCUGGAAGCCGAAGAGAAUCGACUAGAAAAAGAGAACGACUACAACUUCGAAGAAGAUGGAACGAGGUUCGUGUUCGAGGUGACUCCGAAUUUAACAGCCAUGGAUCUGGUCGUCAAAAGAGCGUACGAUCUCGAGAAGGAUAAGUUCUUGGAUCCACAGACAGGAGAGGUGGUGUCUUUCAACGACUUCGUCCUGGAUCUCGGCUUUAUCGACGCAGAUCAAGUAUUGGUAAAAGAUUUGUCCUGCAGAACCAUGGACAAGUACGUGUCCCUUCGCGACGCGAUUGCCAAGCCUCUCGUUGAUAGAAACCACGGAUACAUGGUAGAGCCGAAAACAGGUAGAAAGAUACCCUUCUUCGAGGCAGUGAAGGUAGAGUUGAUCAAGCAGAUGCCCAAGGCUGAGCAGUCAGCGAUCUCUGAGAUCGUUAAUCGAGAAGGCUUGAGUCUGCGCGACGCCAUUGAGAACCGUUUACUAGAUCCAUCUACUUGCGAGAUCCGCGAUCCCUCGACGAAUCAAACGAUGAAGCUGAACGAAGCCAUCGAGAUUGGACUGAUCGAUCCCAGCACGAUCAGCGUUCGAGAUCCCGUGAACGACGAGGUCGUCUCGUUGCAAGAGAUACUAGAGUCUGGUGGAGACGUGGACGUCGAGGAGGCCUUUGUUAAGGGACUGGUCGUCCCUAAAUCGCGUAAACCGAUUUCGUUGGAAGCUGCCAUCAAAAAGGGUCUCUACGAUGAAAACACAGGUAGGAUCCUAGACACGUUAACCGGCCAGUGGAUAGACGCGGAGGAGAGCGUGCGCAGAGGACUGAUCGACGCCUUCAUCAGCGAAUGCGAGGACACCAAAGCGGGAACAUUCCUCUCGCUGGAGGAAGCGCUGAGCGACGAGUCGAAGCUGCUGGAUCCAAGCACAGGACGAUUAAGAGACACUAAGACGGGUGAACAGCUUCCUUUGAACGUUGCCCUAAGGAGAGGCAUUAUUGCCACAACAGGCUUCGUUCCUUCACUGACUGAUGCAAUCGUUCAGGAGUACUAUAACUCGACGACAGGUCUAGUCGCUAAUCCUACAACUGGGGAGGAGACCACCUUGAAGGAAGCACUUGCUACAGGCUACGUAGAUGGAGAGACAACGAUGGUCAGGGACGAUCGAUCAGACAGAGUUCUGUCUCUGCGGGAGGCCGAGGAAAGUAAUUUGAUCGACCUUGAGAAGGGAAUAUUGAUCUCCCCUCAUCCCAUGACGUUAGACAUCGCUCAUGAAAAGGGAUACAUCCUCAGCACCUUGAAACCCUGGUCCCUGCAAGAAGCCCUCGCCCAUCAGACGUACGAUCCUCAGAAGGGCACCUUCGCCAUAGAUGGCACUAGUUACACCCUCGAGAAAGCGCUAGAUAUCGGUCUGAUCGCCAAAGACAGUCCUUCUGUUAAAGAUCCAAGAAACAGCGAGAUAAUUUCUCUUGGGAAGGCCAUAAAGUUAGGCCUGAUCGAUCCCAAAACAGGCACAGCCGUCGAUCCCACCACCAAUUCACCUUUAUCACUGACCGAUGCCUUCGAUCGUGGUAUCAUUGUGCCAGCCAAGCGCAAAAUCUCGCUUCCUGAAGCAGUAUUCAAGGGUCUUUACGAACCCACGACAGGCCGCUUCAUCGUUCCAGAGACCAAGGAGAAGCUGCCAACCGAUCGCGCCAUUAAAGCUGGCGUUAUCGAUCCCAGCACCGCGGUAGUGGUUCGCCAACCCGAAGGCAAGGUUAUCACCUUCGAUAAAGCCAUGAAGGAACUGAUCGUCGACCCUAAGACGGGAACUGUGACGAAUGAGAAAGGAAAACGGUUGGACUUUCGCGAGGCGUUGGAGCACGGAUUGCUCCUGGAGGCUCGACGACCUAUGACCUUUAGCGAGGCUAUCUACAAGGGUAUCCUGGACGAGAGAACGAACACAUUCCUUGAUCCUCAAACAGGCGUUUAUUUGACUCUACUCGAGGCGAUAAAGAGAAACUUGAUAGACGUGGAAUCCGUGACUGUGAAGGAUGGCAGAAGCGGCUUCCGCGAGAGGAUCUCGCUGAUGGAGGCUAUAAGAUCAGGAUACAUCAACGGCGUCACUGGCAAGGUAAACGUCACCGCAGAUUCGGACAUGUCUCUGCAGGAGGCUUACGACGCUGGCCUGAUCGUCGAUCACCGAGCAGCCGUGUCCCUGCAGAGAGCCAUCCAUCAAGGUCUGUACAACGACCAGACUGGGAAAAUCACCGAUCCCAGCACGGGAAGAUCGGUAACUCUACACGAAGCCAUGAGGAACUGCGUGGUGAGUCCUAUGCUCGCGUGUUACUGGGAUAAACGGGCUGAUAGGUUGCUGUCGUUGGCGGAAACCUGUCGCGCGGGUGUGAUCGAUCGACGAUCGGGGAUGUUUAAAGAGCCAGGGGCGAACAGAUCCGUGUCCUUAUCCUUAGCCUUGCAGCUAGGGCUGAUCGUCGAUAUCGAGACCACGGAAUUCAGUCUUCACCAGGCGAUCGUGAUGAACACCUACGAUUCCUCCUCGGGAACGUUCACGCAUCCGUCCACCAACCAGAAGCUCACUCUCGCAGAGGCGUGUCGAUCCGAGCUGAUAGAUCCUCUGACGUCGCUCGUACGCGACGCUCGAUCCGAUCGGUACAUGCCACUCACGGACGCUAUUUCUACGAACGUUAUCGACGAUACUCGCGGUACUUAUAACGCACUGCCUGAUAACGAGGGAUCUAUCGAUCUACGAGAGGCUGUAACCAGAGGACACAUAGUUCCCUCCAAGCUACCAUUAAGCAUAGAGGAAGCAGUGGCCUGCGACCUUUAUCGAAGCCAAACUGGAGUGUUCGUCGAUCCUCGAACAAACGAGAGUCACGAUCUAACUCAUGCCUUCGACGUUGGCCUCCUCGAUCCCGACACAACUGCUCUCAAAGACGCGACCACUGGGCAGAUAACGUCCCUCUUGGCGGGAAUUGAAAACGGCGCUAUCGACGUCCCCUAUGGACGGAUCCUAGAUUCGAAAACGAAACGCGCCUAUCCCAUCGACGUCGCUCUCGAACGUGGACUUCUGGUCACCCUAGAGAAGCCAUUGACGCACCAACCAGCGCGUCGAAGUCUCACUCGUAAGGACGAGCCCUCUCCUCGAGAGUACACUAUCCAAGAAGCAAUCGACAAUCGUCUCAUCGACCCCAACACUGCCGUCAUCAGACACCCCAAGACAGGCAGGUUCGUCACGAUCAACAGCAUCCUCGGCGACGGCAUUCUCGACCCAGCUGUAAGGGCAACAAUUGAAUCAGACUCUCUCAGAACCUCAGAUGGCAAAUUGGCACCUCGAUUCGUUCGAUUCGGUGACGUCGAGGUCUUUUUCUCGCGACCUUUGACCUUCGAGGAGGCCUGGGAGAAAGGAUUCUUGUCCGCGGAGGGUGGGAAACUGACGGACCCCAAGACCAACGAGCCAGCUACCUUGAAAGAUGCUGUCGGUCUUGGUAUCGUCGACUCUGAGUCCGCUCUGAUCAAAGACACGAAGAAGAAGAAGCUAGUAAAGUUGGCAGAGGCGUUCAGGAAGGGUCUGAUGGACGCCGAGAAAGGGAACGUUUUGGAGACCGAGACUUCGAGAUUGUAUCCAUUGGCGAAAGCUAUCGAGCAGGAGCUUUUGAUAACGCCUAAACGCGGUCUGUCAUUCAUCGAGGCCCUGGAGUUUGGCCUGUACGACGUCGCGUCCGGUAGCUUCGAUGAUCCCUUCCGUGUCGCGUCCGCGUUCGAUCGUAACCCCGCCACGUUGAAGGAGGCGAUCGACGUCGGUUCGAUCGAUCCGUCCAGCACAGUGAUCAAAGAGCCUGGCACCGGUAAAAUCGUUAGUUUGCUAGAGGCUAUAAACACGGGGAUAAUAGAUCCUAGAGUGGGCAGGCUUAUCGGAGAUCCAUCGGGAAAGAGCCUUGACUUCGCGAAAGCCCUGGACCAGGGUUAUAUUCUCACCGCAGAAGCUAGGCAAGCGGUCGAGGAGAAGUACAAGCUGUGCGACGAAACGUCCUCGAGGCUCCUGCAGUGGAUAUCCGAGGUGGAGGACAAGUUGGCUAAACAGGAUAACGUUAAGGAGGACGUUGAUCAGCUUCGAAGCCAGAUAAACGCCAUGAAAGAGAUCAAAGAGGACCUGGAGGCUCACGCCAGACCUGUCUCCACCUGCCUGGACCAAAUUCGUCAGGUGGUCCUAACUGGUAGCAACGUCCUCUCCAGCGAAGAAGUGUCCACCUUGGAGAGAAACGGACGCUCCCUGAAGACCAGGUUCGACAAGGCCUCGGACAGAACAGAGAGAAUGGUGAAACGUUUGAUCGCCGCCAGGGACGAGUUGGUCAAGUUCAAGAACGAGUUGUCGACGUUCUCCCAUUGGCUGGACAACGCGAGACGAGUGUUGGAAGAGAAGGAGCACUCGUUGUCCGACCUGAACAGAUUGAACAGCAGCACAGACGCCACGCGCGAUUUCAUAAGCGACGUUAUAGCGCACCAAGCAGAUCUAAGAUUCAUCACCAUGGCUGCGCAGAAGUUCGUCGACGAGAGCAAAGAGUUCCUCCACGUUCUCAACGAAUUCCGUACUAGUUUGCCGCAGAGGCUGCCUCACAAGGAGCCAGUAGCUAGUCAGGACUCCCCCGUGCGCGGUGAAGUCUCUAUCGUCACUGCUCAGUACAAAGACCUGCUUUCGCGGGCGAAUCUCCUUUCUGACAAGCUAUCCGGAGUUGGUGGAAGGCAGAGGGACUAUCGCGAGUCCUUGGAGAAGGCUAGAAGUUGGCUGAAGGAGGUAGAACCCAAGGUCCACAGGGCCAUCUCCGAGGCUGUCGCGGCAGAGCCUAAACAAGUCGAGGAUCAACUCAGUAAAGCUAAAGCACUCAACAACGAGAUGCUCGCUAAUGAACGCUUGGUGGAGAACGUGAAGGUGACCGUUGAAGCCCUCCUGAGGUCCCUCGACGGACAACUGACACCGAAAGAAGUCGACGAACUGGAAGAACCCGCGAGGGCUUUGGAGGACAAGUACAGACAGUUGACUAACGCGAUUGCAGAGAAGUGUCAAGAGUUAGACGCAGCUUUGGUUCGAAGCCAGGGUGUGCAGGACGCUCUGGAUAGCUUGGUGCUUUGGUUGAACAACAUCGAGAGCCAGUUCAAGAACAUUCAGCGACCAGCGAGUCUUCAGAAGGAGCGACUGGAAGAGCAACAGAGGGACCAACGUUUGCUUCAAGCAGACCUAGACAGUCAUCGCUUGAGCGUGGAAUCAGUCGCGAGCAGUGCGCGCGAUCUGCUCACGAACUCGAGCAACGCGCGUAUCGCCAAGCGUAUAGAGGGCAAGCUGAAAGACGUUCAGGGCAGGUUCGAGAAGCUUAUGGAUAAGUCGCUACGUCGUGGUGAAUUCCUCGACGAAAUCGCGCAAGCCCUUGGCGACUUCUUGGUCGAGACCAGCAAGUUCGACAGCUGGUACGCUCACAUGAUCGAGACGCUUGAAUCGAGAGACUUAAGUAAAUUGAACGUUACUGAAUACGAGAGCAAAAUGGUGAUCCUGAUGGACAAACGAGAGGAUCAACGUGCCAGCUUCGAAGACCUGAUCCGCAACGGAAAGAACUUGAUCUCGAAGAAGGAUGUAACGGACGUUGCCCCAAUCAGAGAUAAGAUCAAAGCCCUCGAGUCCCAGUGGAAGGAAGUGAACAAUCUAAUUGACGAAAAACAACGACUAAGCAAAUCCAGAGCAGAGCAGCUGUCCGCGUACGAGAAGCUUCGCGAUCAGGUGAUCGAUUGGCUAACUCGUACAGAGAGCAAGGUUCAAGGACUCGAGCCAGUAGCUGUCGACUUGGAGAAGCUGAAGAGACAGGCUGACGAAUUGAAACCUGUCCAGAAGGAGUACCGCGAUUAUGGCAACACCGUGAACAAAGUGAACGAUCUGGGAAUCGCUUAUGAUGGCUUGCUGAAGGAACGCACCGAGAGCCCUACUCGUCGUCGUGGUAGUACCAGUCCAACUAAAAGACCAGGUACAUAUAUACGACGAAUGUCACAAGACGGUCGAUCACCAUCUCCCGCUAAAUUGUAUGCAGCUCAAAGUCCGGUCUCUCCAGGUGGUAGCAGCGGAUUCAGUAGCCGUCGCUCCAGUCAGGACGGUUUUCAUCUCGAGGAUCUGUCGCCUGUUCAGCAACAACUCUCCGAGAUCAACAAUAGAUACGAAUUGCUGGGCGUCCGCCUAUCCGACCGGCAAACUGAAUUGGACAACGUGAAGGACGAACUGAGGAGACACAUGGAUAACUUGAAGACCCUGUCCCAAUUUCUGGAGAAGAUCCAGCGACAAAUACCGAAAGAGAGCAUGCCAAGCACGAAAGAGGAGGCGGACAAAACGGCGAAACAGAUCAAGAUCGUGAUCGAGGAGAUGUACGAAAAACAAUCGUUGCUCGACACUACCAGGACUCAAGUGCGCGAUCUGGUCAGACGCAAGAAGGGAGCAGACGGCGUUGAUAGAUUAAACGACGAGAUGGAAGACGUGGCCAGCAGAUGGAGAUCGUUCAGCGAACGGUGUAAAGAUAGAAUAAAGUUCCUGGACGACGUUAAGGACUUUUACGACACGUCAGAGGGCUUGGUGUCUUGGCUGGGGUCGAAGGAACGAAUGAUGGGCGCGUUAGGUCCGAUCUCAGCCGAUCCUAGAAUGGUUGCUAGCCAAGUGCAGCAGGUUCAGGUCCUGCGAGAAGAAUUCCGUACUCAACAGCCUCAAUUGGACCACCUGGUGCAGGUUGGAGAGAGCAUUCUCGGCGUGAUAGGAACUGAUUCCGCCGACGGCCAGAGAACCAGUGCGAAAUUGAGAUCUAUUUUGGACAAGUGGUCAGAUCAAUUGGCCAGACUCGAUGAGAGAGCGCAGAGCUUAGGCGACGCGGUAGACACUAGUCGUGAGUUUGAUGCAAGCCUUAAUCGUUUACGCGACGCUCUGCAAGCCAUCUCGGACAAUCUGGACGAAUUGACCCUCGAAAAGGACCCUGAAGAUCAGCUACGGAAAAUCGAGAACCUGGAGAGACAACUGGAAGGCCAGAGACCUUUGUUGGCCGACGCUGAAGCAGCGGGCGAACAGCUGUGCGAAGUCCUGAGCGAUCCUGCUUCCAAAUCCGAGAUUCAUGGAAAAUUGGCCGCUGUUGGUAAACUUUAUACUAACCUACAAAAGAAAUUGGACCAUAAGAAAGCCGAGAUCGAGGGUAACUUGAGAGAUGGAAGACAGUUCGAGGCCUCCUGCACUAAAACCUUGGGUUGGCUUGCCGACGAGCUUGGAAACAUGUCCGAAAAAUUGCUGGUAUCCGCUGACCGAGAUAUUCUGCAACAGCAACUCGAUCAUCAUGAGCCGAUAUACAGAAACGUAAUGGGCAAGGAACACGAGGUCAUCAUGCUGCUGAACAAAGGACGCGACAUGCUCGCGCGGUCCCAGAAAGUCGAGAAUCGGUCACUGCAACGCGACUUGGACAAAAUGCAUUCCCAGUGGGAUCGUUUGAAGAAGGACUUGCUCGAUAGACACACAAAGCUACAGACUUGCGCGGAACACUGCAAGAAGUACUACAAAGCGCAGGAUACCUUCUUGCCAUGGCUUCGACAAGCCGAAGACAAACUCGAGUGUUUGAAACCAGCUUCCUUUAAACGCAAGGACAUCGAAAAGCAACUCAAGGAACUUGCUUCCUUCAGGAACGAAGUUUGGAAGCACUCUGGAGAGUUUGAGAACAACAAGACCCUUGGUGAAACGUUCCUCGGAGCUUGCGACAUUGACAAACAGAAUGUCAAGAAUGAACUUGGCGCCAUGAAGACUAGGUGGGACAAGUUGAACAACGAUCUCUCGACAAGAACACAAUCCUUGGAAGAUACUGCACGACAUUUGAUGGACUUCAACGAGAAUUUGCGAGACUUGCGUCACGGCUUGCAGCGUUGCGAGGACAAACUGGCGUCUCACGAUGCUCUUGGUGGAGCAGCUAAAGACCCGAAACUUCUCGAUAGGAUAAAGAGUUUACGAGAAGAAACUACAAAUUUGAAGAAACCUCUGCAAUGCGUGAAACAACAAGCCAGCGACUUGGCACACAAAGCUGGCGAGCAAGGAGUCGAUGCAACCCAUCUACAAGACGAAGUGGAGAACUUGACGGAUCGGAUCAACGACCUGCAGGCGAAGUUGGACGACAGAUGCAACGAAUUACAGAGCGCAGCUACCGCUAUGGCGCAAUUCAACGACCACGUGAAAUCAAUUGGUCAGAACGUCUCCAGUCUCGAGAAGGAAUUGGAUUCUAUGAGAGCACCUGGUAGAGAAAUUAAAUUGGUGCGUUCUCAGAUAGAGGAUACGACUAAAGUGAUCAGUAAAGUGAAUAGAUUGUACGAGGAAGUGACAGAUCUGGAAAGCCUAGGAGAACGAUUGGUCGACUAUGGUUUCGCAGCUGACGCGGUAGCUACGAGGGAACAGGUUGCUGGCUUGAAACGACAAAUUGGUAAGCUCGAUGAUCGCACGCGAGAUCGUCACGACGAACUUACCGCGACUCUCGACAAAUUACAAGAGUUCUAUCAAGCGCACACCACCGUCAUCUCGGAGAUCGAUGAUGCAAACGAAGAAUUCAGAAGAUUCAGGCCUGUCGGUUCCGAAGUAGAAUCUAUAAAGGCUCAGCAAGAGGACUUUAGACUUUUAAAAAUACACAAGAUAGAACCCCUAGCCCGCGCUGUCGAAGAUUGCAACGCCAUUGGCCAGUCUUUGAUUCAGACUGCCGGUCGUGAUGUUAGUACCAGCAACAUCGAAAAGGAUGUCGACAAGAUGAACGACAAAUGGAACGAUCUAAAGGAUAGAUUAAACGAGAGAGACAGAAGAUUAGACGUGGGACUCCUUCAGUCGGGUAAAUUCCAAGAGGCUCUGGACGGAUUAGAGAAAUGGUUAACGGACACGGAGGAAAUGGUUUCCAAUCAGAAACCACCAUCGUCGGACUACAAGGUGGUCAAGGCGCAAUUACAGGAGCAGAAGUUCUUGAAGAAGAUGCUGAUGGACAGACAGAAUUCGAUGUCGUCUUUGUACAACAUGGGUCAAGAGGUCGCUGCUGGUGCGGAUCCUAAGGAACGAAAAAUGAUCGAGAAGCAGUUGAAGGAACUCGUGGGCAGAUUCGACAACCUGACGGAAAGCGCUGCUGAGAGAAUGGAAGCCCUCGAACAAGCAAUGGGAGUUGCUAAACAGUUCCAAGAUAAGCUGGUUCCACUGGCGAUCUGGUUGGACAAGACGGAGAAGCGCGUCAGGGACAUGGAGUUGGUACCAACGGACGAGGAGAAGAUUCAACAGCGCGUCACGGAACACGAUGCCCUUCACGAAGACAUUCUGUCGAGGAAGCCCGACUUCAGCGAGCUCACGGAAAUAGCUAGCCAGUUGAUGGCUCUCGUAGGAGAGGACGAGGCUAGUACUCUGGCAGACAAGUUACAGGACGCUGCAGACAGAUACGCAGCUCUGGUCGAACGAUCAGAGGCUCUAGGUGGAUUGUUGCAAAGAUCUAGACAGGGCUUGCGCCACUUGGUCCUCAGCUACCAAGAACUUCAGGCAUGGAUGGAGGGCAUGGAGAUCAGGUUAUCGAAAUAUAGAGUCUUGGCAGUCCACACUGAGAAGCUUUUGCAGCAAAUGGAAGAUCUAGCAGACCUGACCGAAGAAGUUUCAACGCGACAGACCGAAGUAGACAGCACCACCGACGCUGGCUUGGAACUGAUGAAGCACAUCUCGAGCGACGAGGCUCUUCAACUGAAGGACAAGCUCGAUUCUCUUCAACGACGAUUCAAUGAUCUUGUCAGCCGAGGUUCUGAUUUGCUGAAACACGCGCAAGAGUCCUUACCACUGGUCCAACAGUUCCACGAUAACCACAAUCGACUGAUGGACUGGAUGCAGGCAGCGGAAUCUGCCCUGCAGUCCGCGGAACCUCGCGAGGACGAGAUCGUGCGAUUGGAAAUGGAAAUAUCGGAGUACAGGCCAGUCUUGGACAAGAUUAACGCAGUCGGACCGCAGCUGUCCCAAUUGUCACCUGGCGAGGGCGCAGCGACUAUAGAAGGUCUGGUCACCAGAGACAAUAGACGAUUCGACGCCAUCGCUGAACAAAUACAACGAAAGGCUGAAAGAAUCCAGCUCAGCAAACAACGCUCUUUGGAGGUGAUCGGUGACAUCGACGAUCUACUUGAAUGGUUCCGUGAAGUAGACAACCAAUUACGCGAAGCAGAGCCACCCAGCAGCGAACCAGAAAUCAUCAGAGUUCAGCUGAAGGAGCACAAGGCGUUGAACGAUGACAUAUCCAGUCAGAAGGGUCGCGUCAGGGAUGUGAUAUCGACAGCAAAGAAAGUGAUACGCGAGAAUGGCCAACACGAAGACACCUCGACCAUCAGAGAGAAGAUGGAGGAUCUCCGAGAGACCAUGGAGAUCGUUUCUGGCCUUUCAGCGGACAGGCUCGGAGCUCUGGAGCAAGCGCUGCCACUCGCUGAACAUUUACGCGACACCCACAUAGGUUUGGUCAGUUGGCUCGAGGAGGCCGAGCAGCAAGUCGCCAUGCUUCCCAUGCCAGCCUUGAGGCCCGACUUAAUCGCUGUCCAGCAAGACAAGAACGAGCUCCUCAUGCAGAGCAUCAACGAGCACAAACCUCUAGUCGAGAAACUGAACAAGACUGGCGAAGCUUUAAUAAAACUCUGCAACGAAGAGGAAGGCAUCAAGAUACAGGACAUCCUGGAGGCGGACACUACUCGAUACGCAGCCCUCAGAGCAGAACUGCGAAGCCGACAACAGACUCUGGAGCAAGCUCUGCAGGAGUCGUCUCAAUUCUCUGACAAACUGGAGGGAAUGCUGCGCGCUCUUUCAUCGACAGCGGACCAAGUACACGGCGCGGAGCCAAUUAGUGCUCAUCCAGGUCGCCUGCGGGAUCAGAUGGAGGAGAACACCGGACUGAUCGAUGAACUGGCUCACAGGUCGGAGGCGUACGCUGCUGUUAGGCGAGCGGCCGACGACGUGAUCAGCAAGGCAGGCAACAGAGCCGAUCCAGCCGUGAAGGACAUCAAACGGAAGCUGGAGAAACUGAACAAACUAUGGAGCGACGUGCAGAAGGCCACCAACGAGAGAGGCCACACUCUGGACGAUGCCCUGUCGAUAGCAGAGAAGUUCUGGUCGGAGUUGAACGGUGUCAUGUCGACCUUGCGAGAGCUUCAAGAUGCUCUCGCUGGUCAGGCACCACCGGCUGCUCAGCCAGCAGCCAUCCAACAACAACAAGUCGCCCUCCAGGAGAUCCGGCACGAGAUCGACCAAACGAAACCCGAUGUGGAGCAAGUUCGAGCUUCUGGUCACGAGUUGAUGGGACUCUGCGGCGAACCAGAUAAACCAGAGGUCAGGAAACACAUCGAGGAUUUGGAUCAAGCGUGGGACAACGUCACUGCCCUGUACGCUAGGCGCGAGGAAAAUCUCAUCGACGCGAUGGAAAAGGCCAUGGAGUUCCACGAAACGUUGCACAACCUUCUGGAAUUCUUGGAGGAGGCUGAGGAGAAGUUUGCACGGAUGGGACCCCUCGGCAGCGACAUCGACGAAGUUAAGAAACAGAUCAAACAAUUGGCCAAUUUCAAAGCUGAAGUUGAUCCUCACAUGGUCAAGGUCGAAGCUCUGAACAGGAGUCUGACAAGACAAGCGGCCGAAUUGACGGAGAGGACAUCAUCGGAGCAGGCUGCCGCCAUCAAGGAACCGUUAGGAGCGGUGAACAAGCGAUGGGACGGACUGCUCAGAGGCUUGGUCGAGAGGCAGAGACUCCUGGAGAACGCUUUGCUGCGUUUGGGACAAUUCCAGCACGCGCUCGACGAGCUCCUAGUGUGGAUCGAGAAGACGGACGACACCCUCGAUAAUUUGAAAGCAGUUGCUGGCGAUCCACAGGUGAUCGAAGUAGAGCUGGCCAAGUUGAAGGUCCUGGUGAACGACAUUCAGGCCCACCAGACGAGCGUCGAUACGCUGAACGACGCUGGUAGACAGUUGAUAGAAGAUGGAAAGGGAACAGCCGAAGCAUCGACGACAGCUGAGAAAUUAGGUACUUUGAAUCGUCGAUGGCGCGACCUGCUACAGCGCGCUGCGGAUCGUCAACGAGAGUUAGAGGAUGCCCUCAGAGAGGCGCAGUCUUUCACCGCGGAGAUCCAGGAUCUUCUGUCUUGGUUAGGCGAUGUAGACAAUACCAUAGUGGCCUCCAAACCUGUGGGAGGCCUCCCAGAGACCGCCUCGGAACAGCUUGAGCGGUUCAUGGAGGUUUUCAACGAGUUAGAACAGAACAGGCCAAAGGUCGAGACGGUUCUCCAACAAGGUCAAGAGUAUCUGAAGCGAGCCGACAGUCACAGUGCAGGAGGACUCAAUCACAACUUGAAGACACUGAAGCAACGCUGGGACAAUGUCACAGCUCGAGCCAGCGAUAAGAAGAUCAAGCUGGAGAUCGCGCUGAAGGAAGCCACCGAGUUCCACGACGCACUCCAAGCGUUCGUUGACUGGCUGACUAACGCGGAGAAGGUCCUCACCAACCUGAAGCCUGUGUCAAGGGUCAUGGAGACCAUCCUUGGCCAGAUAGAGGAGCACAAGACCUUCCAGAAGGACGUCGGGGUCCAUCGCGAGACCAUGCUGAAUCUCGACAAGAAGGGAACUCAUUUGAAGUACUUCUCGCAGAAACAGGACGUGAUCCUGAUUAAGAACUUGCUGAUAAGCGUGCAGCACAGGUGGGAGAGGGUGGUUUCCAAGUCUGCCGAGAGAACGAGGUCUUUAGACCACGGUUACAAGGAGGCCAGAGAGUUCCACGACGCCUGGUCCAACCUGAUGAAUUGGUUAGUCGAGACGGAGAAGACCUUUGACGAAGUCGCAGCAGACGGUGGUCUAGGAGGAAACGAUCCUGAAAGGAUAAAGGCGCGACUGAACAAGCAUCGCGAAUUGCAGAAGGCGUUGAGCGCCAAGCAGGGCACCUACGACACCACCAUGAAGAACGGCAAGACGUUGAAGGAUAAGGCUCCCAAAACUGACGAGUUCGCGCUGAAGGAACUGCUGAACGAGCUGAAGAACAAGUGGACCACCGUUUGUGGCAAGUGCGUGGAUAGGCAGAGGAAACUCGAGGAGGCUUUGCUCUUCUCUGGACAAUUCAAGGACGCCAUUCAAGCACUUCUCGAGUGGCUCAGCAAAUCUGAGAAACAACUAGCGAACAUGGGACCGCUUCAUGGAGAUUUAGACACCGUGGUGAACCUGGUGGAGCAGCACAAGACCUUCGAGAGGGACUUAGAGUCUCGAGCCUCCCAAAUGGUAUCCGUCAUCAAAACUGGUCGCGAAUUGUUAGAUAAAGCAACACCAGAGGACGCGUCCUGUAUUGGUCCUCAGCUCGCAGAACUGAACGACCUCUGGAACGCAGUGUCUCAGUUGUCCUCUGAGAAGACCGAACGUCUCGAGGACGCUCUCAGAGAUGCGGAACGCCUGCACAAGGCUGUCCACGUGCUCCUCGAGUGGCUGAGAGACGCCGAGAUGAAGCUGAGGUUCGCUGGACAGCUGCCAGAGGACGAGCAAGAGAGCAGGAAUCAGUUGAUGGAACACGAGAAGUUCCUGCGUGAACUGCGCACCAAGGAAAUAGAGAAAGAUCAGACUCUGGAGCUGGCCCACGCGAUUCUCGCGAAAGCUCAUCCAGACGGUGUCCUGGUCAUCAGACACUGGAUUACGAUCAUUCAGUCGAGAUGGGAAGAAGUCGCCACCUGGGCGCAUCAGAGGAACCAGAGACUGGAGAACCACAUGCAAGGACUUCAGGACCUCGACAACCUUCUGGAAGAGCUACUCUCGUGGUUGGAGGGCCUGGAGAAUACCUUGAACGCACUCGAGGCCGAACCUCUACCAGACGACAAGGCUACCUUGGAGAUGCUGAUCGCGGAUCAUCGAGAGUUCAUGGAGAACACUAGUCGAAGGCAGAACGAGGUCGACCGCGUCUGCAAAGCUAGACAGAUCAAACACAGUCAAGUGAAAGACACGAAGAAGAUAUCGAAGGCUAAGUCACCCGCACCGACCCGAGCCAGCCCAGGCCGUGAGAGAACGCCAGAUUCGUUGCCGCACAUUGGCCCACGCUUCCCACCUAAAGGAAGCAAAGGCGCCGAACCAGAAUUCCGAAGCCCUAGGGUGAAGCUUCUCUGGGACCGAUGGAGGCACGUGUGGAUGUUGGCAUGGGAACGCCAACGCAGACUCCAGGACAAGUACAAUUACAUUUUGGAAUUGGACCGUGUCGCGAACUUCAGCUGGGAGGAUUGGCGUAAGAGGUUCCUGAAAUUCAUGAACCACAAGAAGUCCAGGCUGACAGAUCUCUUCAGGAAGAUGGACAAGAACAACGACGGUCUGAUUCCACGCGAAGACUUCAUCCAAGGAAUCAUGAACACCAAAUUUGAGACUUCACGGUUAGAAAUGGGAGCAGUAGCAGAUCUGUUCGAUCGCCACGGGGAGGGGUUGAUCGACUGGAAAGAGUUCAUCGCCGCCCUGAGGCCCGACUGGGAGGAGCGAAGAACCUACAACGACACGGACAAGAUUCACGACGAGGUCAAACGGCUGGUGAUGCUCUGCACCUGUCGCCAGAAGUUCCGAGUAUUCCAAGUCGGCGAAGGAAAAUACAGGUUCGGAGACAGUCAAAAGCUGCGCCUGGUACGAAUUCUACGAUCCACCGUGAUGGUACGAGUCGGUGGUGGAUGGGUAGCCUUGGACGAAUUUCUAUUAAAAAAUGACCCUUGCCGCGUUUUUCUAAUGCCGAUACCGGACCCUAACAAACCGGAACAACAUGAGGGUUGGUGUCCGCUCGCCAAGGGAAGAACGAAUAUCGAGCUGCGAGAGCAAUUCAUACUGGCGGAUGGCGUCAGCCAGACAAUGACGGCGUUCAGAUCGAAGCCAAGCCCGACCUCGACGCUGCAGCGUACGCAAAUCUCAUCCGCGAAUACCGGACCAAUCACCAAGGUGAGAGAACGCAGCGCUCGAAGCGUUCCCAUGGGACAGACGCGAGCAUCGCGCUCGUCGUUGAGCGCCGGGACGCCGGACAGCCUGAGCGACAACGAGAGUUCCUUCAGAAUUGGCUCCGCCAGGAAGACGAGCACGCCUUACAGAAGCACGAUUACCCCAGGCGGUAGUCGUCCAUCGAGUAGACCAGCAUCGAGACCAGCGUCCAGACCAACGAGCAGACCCGGCAGCAGACCAGCUUCCAGGCAGGGUAGCAAACCACCGAGUCGCUAUGGGUCCACACAGUCGCUUGACAGCACUGAUGACUCGGCCAACCUGAGCCGUAUUCCACGCAGAACGACGGUGAGCACCACGGGGAACACGCCGACCUCCAGCAGACACAACAGCGUCUCAGGAAAGAGGCUCGGAACGCCUGUGAACGGUUCCAGCUCGAGACCUCGAACGCCCACCGGUCUAGUUAGUCCAGCCAGUGGCGUUCCAGCGAGGUUUGGCACAAUCCAUAGAGCUUCGAGCAUUCCAACCCUGACUGGUGUCGGCACACCGAUCAGCCGCUCGAGGAUCCCCGUGUACAUCGGCGCGGAUAUAAAAUCCCCGCAAUCGACGACCAGCAAUAUAUCCACACAUUCUACCCAAAGCAACGACUCGACGGUUUCUACCGAUUCUACCGGGAGCAGCUCGGUGUGUACAAAUUCAGCAACUAACACCUCGUCGGCCGUUAAGCAAGAUAGAACGAGGACACCGUCCAGCGGAUCCAGCACGCCGCUGCCACCAUCGCUGAAGCUCUCGAGGAAACCCUCAGGCGCCUCUGACACGUCCGUAUCAACGACACCGACCACCCAACGGAAAGGAAGACCAACGCCAAUCGACCAACGAGCACCAUUCCGAUUAUAGUCACCGGACAUCGUAUAGUCACACGAACGAAAGGCCAAACGUCGACGACGGGAACGGCAAAACCCCCCGCACGGGAUCCCCGUCGACGAAACGCUUAGGAUAAUCUAAUAUAUAUGUAUAUGUAAUAACGAUUCGAACCGCGAGGACGCCCCGGGAGAUAUCCGUCGUUAUUGGUCCCCGUUUCGAGCGUAGCGCGAAAAUUCGCUAUCGAAGCGAGGCCCUCCGCGGGCGCGUCCAACACUAAUCGAGUGUGAAAGAGCUUAACAUUAUUAUCGAACUAUUUUGUAAAAAAAAAAGCAUAGUUAUCAUGGAAUUAUCAAUGGACGCAAUGCGCGAUCCAAAGAGAAAUUAUUUGGAACGUGAUUUUACGUGAGUAAGUCUUAAGUGGCGCUACGUAUCGGAGUCCGUUCUCGUGUACCCGCUUACGCGGUAUCGAUUAAUUUUUUUUUCGUGAAUCAGUUUCUUCACCGACAGAGAAACCACCGAUAACGAUUUUAUUCAUAAUGUAAUUGUAAUUUUACGUUAUCCAUAGGACUAUAGGUGUUUACCAGACGUAACACGAUACACGCGAGAAAGAGAGCAAGGUUUUACGUUCUCGAGAAGAGAGAAAUUCGUGGCGGUGUAUGCGUACUUGCGAAUCACGUAAUCGAUGACAGUGAUCGAUCCGCGUCGCUGAACUACCGACCGAUCCUUUUUUCGUUGUCCCGUGUUGAUCGUUGAACCAUUUCUUUGUUUUGUAAUCCCUCGGUUACCGAUCGAUAGGGCCCUACAAGAAAAGGAGCAUUGAAAAGAGAAAGAAAGGAGGAAUAAUAAUCACUGAUGGAGAGAUUUAAGAUCAAGAUGUAAAUAUUGCUCGAUUCUCCGGGUCGGUGUCGCAACCGGGAACCACUCCGCGAAUAAGACAGUUUCCUAGAAAAGACACGAGUUUAACGCUACCCGCAACGAUUGCCUUAAAAGUCUGUCGCCCAUGCCGCUUCUGCGCGAAUCGUACCUGCCUGCCGAGGCGAACCGACGCUCGGGUGAAGUAGGGCCCUUCUGUACUAAAAGAAUGAACCAAGAAGAAGCGUUCUAUUAUUUUAAUUUUUUUUCGUCGAUUCGAAGCGCGUUCGCCCCGUCAUCGGCGGGAUCGUCGACAGAGUAUCUCUAUUUUCUGAAAAAGGCAUUCCCCCCCUCGAUCUUUUUCUCUUUUUUACUUUCUAGAUUGCGAUUAACGCGAUAGCACGGAUUCGUACGAUGAUGCGAUUAAUCUAUUAACUAUUCUUAAAUGUUAAUCUCUGUUUUCGCUUUACUUGAAGGUUCUGUAUCGUCGCUACUAAUUGCAGUGGAAAAAGAAAUAUACGCAAAACGCACACGCAUUUGACACCAAA
Messenger RNA from Hylaeus anthracinus, 28736 nucleotides. RefSeq names its product dystonin (gene shot). Gene Ontology annotation, molecular function: microtubule binding; calcium ion binding; structural molecule activity. The transcript has 44 exons. The coding region runs from base 1744 to 27369 and encodes 8541 amino acids. Gene Ontology annotation, cellular component: cytoskeleton; intermediate filament; membrane. The record is from RefSeq and is a predicted model, not a curated record. Lineage: Eukaryota; Metazoa; Arthropoda; Insecta; Hymenoptera; Colletidae. Gene Ontology annotation, biological process: intermediate filament cytoskeleton organization; wound healing.